This is a messenger RNA of Alternaria atra, 603 nucleotides long. RefSeq lists its product as uncharacterized. The transcript has 3 exons. NCBI's taxonomy places the organism in Eukaryota, Fungi, Ascomycota, Dothideomycetes, Pleosporales, Pleosporaceae. The coding region runs from base 1 to 603 and encodes 200 amino acids. The record is from RefSeq and is a predicted model, not a curated record.
AUGGCCUUGUCGACGGAGCAGAGCCAAAUAAGAUUCUUAGCCAUCGUGCUGCCUGCCCUCACACUCUGCACGCACACACUGCUCGCGCUCUCCUUUUUACUACCCGGUUCCGACCUCGAUCGCGCAUCUUUCUCCGUCACAUACAAUGUACUUGCCGGCAGCGCAAGCAUAUUAGGCCUGUUGGGCGCCAUAAGGUUAAUACCACGCCUUGUGUCAGCUUACACCAUUGUCCACGCGACCACGCUCUCCUUUGUAACCAUCGCUCUCGUAAACCUAAUCCUUCCCUUCGACUUCCGGUUGCUAAACCCGGUAAUUCCGAGCUAUGCCGUUGACGGAUCGUCGAUAUGCCGCGAUAUUGAUGCUGGUUUUGGGUGGGACGACGAGUGGUUGGAGAAGUGCUCGGCGGCUUUUGUGAUUGUCAAGUUUGGGAUUGCCUGCUUGGGGUUGAUUUUGAUGAUCGCCCAAUGGUGGGCUUUGGCCAGCGUCCGGAGAUGGGGACAAGAGUUGGGAUGCCAGUGGCAGAUUGGAGCGAUGGACGUGGAAAAGGCUGGCCUUGUACAGGAGGGGGAUGAUAUGACCUAUGACGAAAAGACUGGUUUUUAA